UUUUUAUUAUGAAUGAUUACGUUUUCAUACCAGGCCCCUCCAGCGUGUCAGCAGUUAAUGGACGAUGUGGAAAGCACAAUACGUCAUGCAAUCGUCGAAGAAGAAGGAGUUCCUAUUGAAACAGUUACAAACUUUGAAGAGGUAAGAAAAAACAUACAUUCAAAGAAGAAAAGUCUUAAGAAAAGAAAAAAGUAGACUUGUUAUCCAUUGUAGUGCGAUUUACAUGACGUAGCGUACGAACAGAAAAAUUCUGACCAUAAUAUAAAAUUUAUAAAUAUGAAUAAAUUGCAUGCUAUGAUGCUAUUCUCCGACAUUACUUCAUAAAUAUGUUUUCUUACGUUGUGUGUUCGAGUGAGCCCAAAAGCUACUGCUGAAAAUAAAGCCCAAAUCAGGCGGCAAAUUUUAAUAUAAAAACUAUAAAAAUAUAAAAAAUAUAUAUUUUUUAUAUUAAAAUUUGCCGCAUGAGUUAGGCUCUACUGAAGUACAACUUUGUACGUUAUGUUAUGUUUUUAUGUAGGUGUGUGAAGAAAUCAAAGGAAAACUCGAAUCAUUGCGAGACACCCCAAAUCGGCUAGAAAACCCGAUGAUUUAUCAUUUGGACGUCGGCGCUAUGUAUCCCAAUAUAAUUUUGACAAACCGCUUGCAGGUAUAUGAUGUUCUAACCGGACGUACUAAUUAUCAAGCAGGAAAAAACUCAAAACGCAACCAUAACCAUAGAGAAGAUUCCCACACCAACAUGACCGCCAUUAACUUCAUAUAUGCAUAGCAGAUGAACUACUAGCUUUUAGAUCAGUGCUGAAGGGGGGGGGGCACAGGGCAUUUUGCCUCGGGAUCCCAGCUCAAAAGGACCCCCCUAAAGUGCCUUAAAUUUCUUGAUAAAAGAUCACUUAAACUGAGAAUAUAAAUCCUAGCUGCGCCAGUACUGGAUAAUAUGCAAUAUGGUGAAAUAUAUUGUAAAACACCGCUUCUUAUGUUUUACAAUUAUGACGUCAUAGCAGCCCUUGGGAAAGUUUGCAUGCACAACCUCUCGGUCGCCUGCUGAUUACCAAAUUUUACAUCGCCCAACCCCCGAGGUCUCGUCAUAUUAAAAACUGCAUAUGUUGUAUUUGGAUGUUUUACCAUAUUGUGAUUCCAAAUCACACAAGAAAAAUGAGAUUUAAUGGGGCUUCAAAUUUAAUGGAGUUUCGGUGGCCAAGUGGUUAGUGCACUUGCCUUUCACUUCUGAGGCCGCAGGUUCAAGCCUCAGUGAGAACUUUCUCAAUGCGCCUCGAACCCAGUCCUCAUGUGAAAAGAGUAAAAGUCAACGCUCUGCUGAAAGUCGUGAGUUUUCCCCGGGUACUCCGGUUUCCUCCCACAGGGAAAGUUGACAGGGUGGGUUAGGUGAAAGGGCCCACAGUAAUUGGCAUAUGCUGUUGUGGUGACACUGCCCUAGUUGGCAAAGCUAAAUAAAUAAAUAAGAUUUGGUGUGGUAUGUUGUACCUAACGAAUCUUAUUUAAUGAUUUGCGUUUUGUCCACAGCCUUCAGCAAUGGUGGAUGAGACAACAUGUGCAAGAUGUGAUUUUAACAAACCUGGUGCGAAAUGCCAACGUGAUAUGAAGUGGAUGUGGAGAGGAGAAUAUUGUAUGUUUAGAGAUGAUCUUUUAACCAUAAUUUAUAUACUUUUUUAGUUUUUAUUUAGUUAUUUUUGUGUUUAUUCAUUCAUCUAUAUGGUAUAUCCAUGCAUAUUUAAUUACAGUAAAUAUCUGCAAUAUUCCGUAAAUAAAUAAAGCUUUCUCAUAUUUUGUUCAGCGCCAGCAAGUCGAAAUGAAUAUCAGACAAUCAAGCAGCAGCUGGAAGUAGAGAAAAUCCCAGGUUUAGAACCUGGAGAUCCUCCGCGAUCAUUUCAUUCUUUAAUGAAUUCUGAACGAGCGCAGAUGGAAAAGAAACGACUUGCAGGUUUGCUACACGAAAUGCUUAUUUCCCUUAUUGUUACCCUUUAUGAAAUUUGACAUUUAACAAUUUUUGAAUGAGGUUGAUAUAAAAAAUUAUCAAGCCCGAAGUUUGUGUCACCCUGUAAAGAAUUCCAGUAACAGCGUCUGGACAGCAGAAACUUUACACUAUAUAUCCUCGAGAUCUCUGAGUGAUUUGAAGAACACCGCGGAAAAACGUCUGCGCAUGCGUCAACCUUACCUGUAAUAGUAUUGCGAACUUGAUGAGAAGCUGUUCCGAACGUUCCCGAAGGCUCAAAAUGGCGGUAAAAAGGAGUGACUUCAUUGUGCGUCUUUACAGCCAGAUUUCAAGCGCAAAAAUAAACAUGUCAUUCUAAAAACUAGAAAUAAAUACAGCCAGAAGGUUCAAGAAAUUGUAUUGUACAAGAACAUGAACUAAAGGUGAUUGUUGCAAGCCCGUAGCUGGCUCUCAAUUUCUGGGGGGGCACUGCAGAAAGAAUGUAACAGAGGGUUUGAGAUGAGAAAAUUUUUUUUCCCUAAUUUUAUUUGGCGCCCCCCCCCCGUCGCCAAAAAAAUUUCGGUCAGUGUACCAUUUUAAUUUUUUCCGGACAUACCAAUUUUUUCCGGACAUACAAAAUUUUUCAGAAAACUAACAAAAUUUUUCGAAAAAUCACAAAAUUAACCACAAAAUUUACAGAAUUUGUCCCAUGAUUACAAUUGGUUUCCACAUCUUUUAUCUCUAUUUUUAAUACCAAAUUUCGGAGUGGGGGGGCACUGGGGGGCACUGCCCCACCGAGCGAGGGGGCAUUGCCCCCCCAGGCCCCCCCUCAGCCACAGAAUAGAAAAUAGACCAUUGUCUUUUCUGUGCCUCAGCUACGGGCCUGGAUUGUUGACAAAUUUAUCAUGUGAAACAUUUUGUUUAUCAACUAUUAAAGCAAUGACAAUUUCCGAAUUUUCGUUUGAGAUACAUUUCUUUAAAAAAAACUGUGUCGCCAAAUAUAAAAAAUUUGCGUGUUCACAAUAAUUAAACUUUAGGAUUUAUUCUACAAUAUGAGUGGGUUAAGAAGCUUAACUUUUCGAGAGUUUUCUUAACUUUUUAGUUUGAAUUUUUGUUUUGAAUAAUUUUGCAAAAAUUUUCGAAGUCGUGUCCGUUAAAAUCAACAUUUUUUUACAUGAAUUAUAUUUUAUUCCAUACUUUAAAUGCCAGGACGCUUUCAAUUAAUGUCUAGUCUACCCAUUUGCUAUAUUUUCUCGUUUGUUUUACUAAUUUUGACCAAUUAAUAAGCAUGUUUUUGUUUUAGAAAUUGAUAUUCAAAUUCCCCGCCAUAUUUUCAUAAUUUGGUGCAUGCGCAGACGUUUUUCCGCUGUGUUGAUUUGAAGAUUUUGCCAGAUGCUGGAUGCACGUAAAGUAUCUCCAUAUAUUGCUGUCAUGUACUGAUCAUUCAGAAACUCGUGAUGCAAUGUGACGUAGAAAACGUGUUUACAUCAGUCCAAACCAAACUCAAUAUCUCAAAAAAUGAAAGAGAUAUGGAAAAACUUUAAAGAAUGCUAUUCUAUCAUUUUAGAAGUUCUUUCCACUAAAAGUUUAAUUAAUGCAGAACGUAAUACUGGUGUCAUAUGUCUUUAACCGAAUUUAUAAUGUUUGCAAUUUCUUUAGAAUACUGUCACAAAGCUUACAAAAAGACUAAAAUAACCAAAGUUGAAGAAAGAGAAACAACAAUUUGUCAAAGAGAGAAUUCAUUUUACGUCGAUACUGUGCGGGCCUUUCGAGAUCGUAGAUACGAAUUCAAAGGACAACUUAAGGUGAGUAUUGUGUCCCAUGCAGUUAAUUGGGUCAAUCAAUCAAUUCAUCAAUCAAUAAUUUGUUUAUACACGUGAUACCUGGAAUACAAGAGUCGUAGCAACGCUCACGUGGCAUUAAUGUAUUUUAAUAUUGUAUUUUAAUUAUGUUGAUUAUGGGCAAUGUUCGACUGGAUUUUAGCAAUUAAGGCAUGUAGUCUUGGUAGGAGCCUGUAGUUUAUAACCCAACCCAAACUUCACUGACAUCACCCAAAAUCCUACCUGAUUAUGAGGUCGUCCAUAACCAACAAAAUUUUCACAAGAGCGACAAAGAGUACUCCUUUUUUCGCCCUCCGAAAGUGUAUAUUGAUCACUAACAGUAUAGUCUCGGCCUUCGGCGUCGACUGCAUGAUAUAACACUUACUUCAUGCACCCUGACUUAGAUAUUUGGGGAUAUCACAAAUUCUAUCCUUUUAUUUAAGAUCUGGAAAAAGAAGUUAUCGGCUGCGAUGGAUAAAGGUGAUGCACAGGAAAUAAAAAGGUAAAUGAUCCAGACCAUCCAUGACCAUGAUAAACAUGAGGUUGUGUAAUGCUGGAAGUUUUUCUUAAAACCUAUAUCGAUUUCAACUACGUCUACGAAUUGAAGAAUAUAAGAGUACUGUCAAGUGUUUGGGUGUUGUACUAUAGUUUUCUUGGAAUAAAGUUACAUAUACUGCAGUAUAAACCAAUUUUCUUGUAGUUGCAAAAGUAAAGAAGUUCUGUAUGACUCACUGCAGCUUGCUCAUAAAUGCAUUCUGAAUUCUUUCUACGGUUAUGUCAUGAGAAAAGGGUGAGUUGAUGAAGUUGUGUUUUCUUCAUUAAUGUACACCACAUGUAUGUUAUUUACUUGAAAGCCCUUCUCUGAAGCAUAUGUAUAAUUUUACGAAAUUUUUAUCACAGCACUUUCUGUAGUCAAUAUGGGGUCUAGCUUGCCAGUCAGGAGUUAACUUGUACUCCCGGGACGACGCCCUUUAUAUUGACUGAAAGUACAACCAUGCCUGCCCACUAAAAGCAAUCAAUGACAAGAAUUUUUUUAAUGAAAUCAGGGGGUUUUUUCACGGAAAAAUAGAGAAUUGUGUGCAAGUGAAUUAUAGAAAACGGUGAAUUUUUGUUCGCUUUAUCGCACACAUUUCGAAUAUAUAAUUUACAUUAUGAAAUAUACACAAUAGGCAGUUGUGAACUAAUCCACACGCUAUCAUUCAAUUUAUGGCGGCCUUACUACUAUGUAUUUGAACGAUUUUGGGUAAUUUUCUUUGUUCGGUUUUCGGUCGAGGUAAUCUUAUCGUGAUGGCCAUUUUUUUAAAUAAUCAUACGUUUACAAAGACAUAUAGAAUAUCACACUUGACAGUAAAAACCUAUAACAUUGCACCUUAGUUUGCUUUGUAGAUAACUUUUUAUGAAUGUUUUCAGGGCCCGCUGGUAUUCAAUGGAAAUGGCUGGUAUUGUUUGUUGCACUGGUGCCAGCAUCAUAAAAAGGGCAAGAGAGAUAGUUGAACAAAUUGGGUAGGCGCACAUUUUUGCCUGUCACCCGUUUAUUUAAAACAUACUGAAAUAUAUGAAGACGAAAGAGUAUACUCAAACUUUCGAAUGCAACUGCAUAAAACUCUUACUGCAUGCAUGGAGUAUUCACUGCCGAAAAAAAACUCGCAACAAUUUUUAGAUGCAUUUCACUUAAAAGAAUCGUCAAAACUAUAAAAUAACCUCUUUAACAGAAUUUCGUUUACGUCAUGCUUUACUAUAGUGACAUAAUUCAGUUGUCUUGGUAUGCAUCAUCUUUCUAUGGUAUGCAUGCAUCCAGUGCAAACAAAUUUACGUUACACCUUCGGCCGAACAAGCAAACACUUGCAUUUUCAAUUUUAAUCCGCUAGUAGAAAAGAUAGCUGAUAUUUAACGGUAACUCAUACAAAAUGUGACUGUGUAAAUUACUUUGCACUGCAUGUGUAUAACGAAAACUGAAUUAUUUCCCCCAAGAAAGCACGUAAACAACAUUCUAUCAAGGUUAUAUACUUUAUAGCUUUAACGAUUCUUUCAACGGGACAAUAAACAUUUUUGCUUCUUGUCACGUUUAAAACUAUAGUCAUUAUUGAAGCUUGUUGACAAAAAGGUUGCCCCACGGAGUGUUUCUGAACAAUUGAUGUAACGCUAGAGAAAUUAGAAGACAGCAAAUAUACAACUGGAGCUCAUGGUAUAAUUGUUUAAUAUAUCUUAUUUGUGUAGUCGUCCUUUGGAACUUGAUACAGACGGAAUUUGGUGCAUUCUUCCUGCUAGUUUUCCUGAAAAUUUCCAGGUACGUUUUCUUAUAGCAUUCAAGGCAUAGUCAAAUUAAAGACUAUUCACCACCUGUGGUUCUUGAUAUUUUAGGUGACUACAACACAUCCUAAGAAAAGCAAGGUUACUAUUUCCUAUCCUGGUGCAAUGUUGAAUAUUAUGGUUAAGGUGAGUGGAGAUAAAAGAUACAUUGCAUUGGAAAACGCACCCGUAUUCAAUACUGUAUAUAGUCGCAAAAUACCUCGAAGUAGUUAACAAUAUUUGUUUACUUGUGUUGUAGAAUUAUUUUACGAAUGAUCAAUAUCAAGAACUGGUGGACAGAGAAGAUAUACGGUACACCAUCAGAAGCGAGAAUUCCAUCUUUUUUGAGGUACAGGGUCUGGUCCAUUUUUAAAAUUAUAUCAAUUGAAAUUUUUAAAAAUCUAUUAAUAUCAAUUAAUAUCAAUUAUCAAUUUUGUUUUCUUGUAAACUAUAUACAACCCAAGGCGGAUAUAUUCGGAAAGAAAAGCCGCCCUAUAUAACCUUGAUUUUCAACAAAGAUUGCUUGUGUAUAAUGCUAUUUUAUAUGGAGUCGAUUGAUUAACAAUUUUCGAGUGUUUAAUAACGUCUCAUGCAAACUUACAUGCAGUAUCUAUAUGGACGGAGCAUUAUUCGUUUUCAUCGGAUUCUGCCCUACUUCAUGGUUUUCGUAUCGUGUUUUUCCUUUCAACUUCAAGCUUGGCUUGAAUCUCAAAAGUUUACCAGCCAUGUUUUGAUUACGCAACACCACCGAUUUCAAACAUGCGAGUGGUUCGCAACUGACUCGAAUUUGAAUAAAGUUUCCCGGCUAUCGAUCAAUAAAAUAAAUACGUUAUUUAUGAUAUUUAUCUACUUCGGUCAGUGACAGAAAAAUAUUUUACCAGUGUAUGGAUGUCCCAGCCUUUACAACUAACAUAUAUAUUUUGCUUCAGUCUCUUCACUACCGCACUGGAUGUGAAUAAUCUAAGAGUAUCGCGUAGCUUCGUACACGCGUGUGGAUAUAGCUUUCGACUUUUAUAUUUCUCCUUGCUGCUUUACGUGUUCCCACGUUUUUGUUCGCCAGGAUUGAUGAACAGGCUCUUCAUAAUUACUCUUCCGACAAUAAGAUCAAUAACGACACUCAUUGCAUGUAUCUUGCAUUCGUUUGAAUUGGAAAGGCGUCUUUGUCGUCGUCCCUGUCUUCGACUUUACAUUUCCCAUUCAGUUGCAGUACCCUCAGUUGCUUGGUUUCUCCGUCUGAUAACAGUGAAAGAUCCAAUCCUCUUACCUUGCUUAUAGGUUUCAGGAACAGCUGGACAACUUUUACCUAAAUUGAACAAAAUGUGCGGGCUACAGUAAUCAUAACACUUCUGACUCUGCUUGCUUUUCUGAAUAUAUUCCGUCUUUUUACCCGUUUUCCUCGACUUCCGAUGUUGAUUUUCUCAUACCCAACUCUUUCUAGUCUCCUGGCCUGCAGCUCUGUUUAGCUUACUAAUUUCCGACAACUUCCUUCUAAGUCCAUUUGAUUUAGCUACAUUUGUCAACAACUUGAUUUACUUGAUCUCGAAUACAUGUUUUCUUGUUCUCACAGACCUCGCGAUUGUCCUCCUCACCAGGUAAUCGUAUCAUGUACAUAUUGCUAAACAGUUUCAAAAUCUCCAUGGCAUACAUUCUUAUCUUCGACUUUCAUCAUCCAUUUUCUGGAUCGGUUCCGCGACUCGUUAUCGAUAAAGAAUUAAAAUAGAAUUGAAUUUCCGUUUUCCACUGCUUCCAUCUUCUACCUGCCAUGCACUCAAAUGGCAUUAGUCCCCUAUUGCUGUUUUGCCAUAAUAAAAAGUAAAUCAAUAUUCCCGUCCUAUUUUAAUAUCCUCAGUCGAAGAGGAUUCAAGUGUGGGCAUGAAACAAAGAUUUGUUAGAAAGAUAUCGCACCCUUUUAGCUGACCCUGGCUUUAUUUACUUGAUCUACUGUACUUGUACAUAUACUUAAAAUAAUUUACAUGUUUAUCCAAUAUACGUUAAUAUCACAAACAAGACAAUUUAACGUCUUUUUCCAGGUCGAUGGUCCUUACAAGGCGAUGAUAUUACCUGCUGCUAAAGAAGAAGGCAAGAAACUUAAGAAAAGGUACGUACUCAUUGGUGCAAAACCGUUUCCGUUAACAAUAUGUCAAAGAACCCAAAGAACCUGUCUUGAAGUGGGUGAAUCUACCCGAGGGGUGUAACCCAAAAACUCCAAAAUAUCUCGUACGCCUCGAAAUACAUCCCUAAAUAAUCUUCAAAAAUCCUGAAUAAAUUCCUCAAAAUCUCUGAAAAUCACUAAAAAUCUUCUCAAAUCCCGAAAACACCUCGUACACGUUCUUCGAGUGAUACACCCCUCGAAUCGAACCAAAUUUGAGUCCCUUAAUUAAGAGAUUCGGAUCCGGUCGAAACUUGUUGGCGGAAUCAACACUUGGGCUACGUUUACACUAUACCGGAUAGCAUUCCGUAGCGGCGCGAAAAAACAUCUAUCUGAUGCGGAAUGUACAACUUUCAGAAGCUGAGCGAAACAACAUCUCUCUGUUGCAAUUAUUCCUCUGAAAAUAGCGUUCCUAAAAGGUACGGAUAGGUGUGUUUUCACGUCGCUACGGAAAGCUAUCUAGGGAUGGAUUUACUGGGGGGGGGUGCACCCUCCCUCUAGCCCUGGCCAGAGGGGGUGCAGGGGGGGUGCUAUUUUUCAUGAUAAAGCAAAAAAUAUUAGAGACAAAAUGAGAUACAGUAAUUUGAGCAAUAACAUGAUGAUAAGCGAACUGUGAACAACAAUUACAAUUCAAAUACAGUAGUCAAGCAAGACUUUGCAGUAGUGAAGCAAGUUGAUGGGCGGGCGGCACACAUGACCGACACAACUCGGCACCAGAGCUGGAAGAGCACCCCCCGCCCCCCCUACCAGGCCAUGCUGGAUCCAUCCCUGAAGCUAUCCGGUACCGUAGCCUAAGUUCAUAUUUGCGGCUCUUUGCGGAGUUCGAGUACGUUAACCGAUUUAAAAUACGAUGGUUUUAUAAGGUUAAUAAGCGGUCUUGGCUGUUCAUUAACCAGUUUCUGUAAUAGUAUGUAAUUAUAAGGUAUUGCUAUGUUUAGAUAUGCCGUUUUUAACGAAGACGGAUCAUUAGCUGAAUUGAAAGGUUUUGAAGUAAAGCGACGCGGUGAACUUCAACUUAUUAAAAAUUUUCAGUCUUCAGUGUUUGAAUCUUUUCUGCUCGGAACGAAUUUACAAGAGGUUUACAAUGCUGUUGGCAAGGUGGCAAAUUAUUGGCUUGAUGUUCUUUAUACACAGGUACUACAUCUGCUUAUUAUAUUGCUGCAUUGUUAGUUGGAGUGCUUUUCAUAUAUGAUGCGAUUUACAUUACAUCCGUGCCUCCAGGGGCCUGCCUGCCGUUCAAAGCUGGAUUGGCGUUAACCCUGCGUCAGUAAAUUUAUCGCAUGUUGCUCUGGAACAACAAAACCGGGGUUUUAAGGGACAGAGCUCAAUGACAUGUCCAAUGUGAGGGACGUGACCCACGAAAAGAGGAGCGAGGUAGUCAAGCUCGCAAACCAUGCCCUAUUAAUCCUGCUCUCACCAUUACAUAUGGGAAGUGGCUUCACAACAGUAGCAUCAAACAUUUCCGGUUUCGGAGAAUAAUAUUGGCUUUAAAUUUCAAUAUUUUUGUUAAAAAUGGUAAAAUUUUGAUUCAUUUGAAUUGCACGUAAUUACUACAUAUGUGAACUACGAGUCCUGUUUUUGAUUACUUUUUAUGUCAUUCUUUAGGCUGCAAAUAUGCCUGACACUGAGCUCUGUAACCUCAUUUGUGAAAAUCGAAGCAUGUCCCGAAAGUUGGAAGAGUAUGGAUCACAGAAAUCAACUUCGAUUAGUACAGCGAAAAGGCUAGCUGAAUUUCUCGGAGAUCAAAUGGUGAAAGAUAAAGGUCUCAGUUGUAAAUUUAUAAUCGCGAAGAAACCAGAAGGGUCCCCUGUGACGGAGCGUGCUAUUCCUUUAGCGAUAUUUCAGACAGAAGAUGGCGUAAAGAGACAUUAUCUUCGAAGGUGGUUGAAAAGUCCAGGGUUAACCAAUUUUGAUAUUCGCAAUAUCUUAGACUGGGAGUACUACAUAGAAAGAUUGAACAGUGCUAUUCAGAAGAUUAUCACAAUACCUGCAGCUAUACAAGAAGUAAGUAUACAAAACCUGGAUUAGCGCUAAUGGUUAAUGAUUAGCGUUCUGAGAAAAGAACAAGGCUAUGGUAACAUUCUCCUCCAAACGAGAGCUUAAGAAUUAUUGAGAUUUGUAAUUCCUCUCUAAGGUCCGUUUAUACACUUGCAAUUUUUGGUGCGAUUUCUAAUGCUAUUUUUCUCUUCUGAUGCAUGAGAACGAUUAGAUGAGUUCUGAAUGUUCUGAAUAUAUGUUCCCUUAUCAGAACAUUCGUAAUUCAUCCACUCCUUCACAGUCAUCAGAAAAAGAAAAUCGCAGGGCCUUUAUACUGGCGAUUUUUACUGCAAUUUUCCCCUUCAACAUUUUACUGUGUAAUGUUUCGUAGGUUUCAAAUCCUGUACCACGAUGUCGUCACCCAGAUUGGUUGCACAAACGUCUUCUGGAAAACAACGAUAAAUGUAGACAACGACGUAUUAAUGAAUUGUUUUCUGUAGUUCCAAAGACUAGUGCCGUACUGGUAAGUAAAGGC
Paramuricea clavata is the source of this 10697-nucleotide messenger RNA. The record is from the annotation of a GenBank genome assembly. Lineage: Eukaryota; Metazoa; Cnidaria; Anthozoa; Malacalcyonacea; Plexauridae.